Lottia gigantea (owl limpet) is the source of this 1686-nucleotide messenger RNA. RefSeq lists its product as hypothetical. The transcript has 13 exons. Gene Ontology annotation, cellular component: nucleus; cytoplasm. Bases 1 to 1686 code for a protein of 561 amino acids. Gene Ontology annotation, molecular function: cAMP response element binding protein binding. Gene Ontology annotation, biological process: positive regulation of transcription by RNA polymerase II. Lineage: Eukaryota; Metazoa; Mollusca; Gastropoda; Lottiidae. The record is from RefSeq and is a predicted model, not a curated record.
AUGUGGGAUGAUGAAGACUGGCAACGCCAUGCAGGGUGCAAUGAGGGACAUUUUGCUAGGACAGCGGCAUUAUCUCGACCUAUGCUGGGAUCGAACCCUGGACCUUCAGAGGUUGACAGUUCACCGUAUGGAUCAACAUAUUUAUCACCACCCCCAGAUACCAGCUGGCGACGGAAUUAUGCGUAUCUAAACGGUACUACUCUCUCACGGACUAAUUCAGAUUCUGCUCUACAUACAAGUGCAAUGGGGUUCCCAAAUCAAGAUUUAGGGCCGAACACACCCCCCACACAUCGUAGGAUUGUAGAAAUGGUAGAGAAUUCAAUACCAGAAAUGCAAAGAGGAGGUUACUGGGAUCCUAAAAAGUUGGCUCAAUCCAGACCAAAAUCAUGUGAAGUUCCAAACAUCAACAUCUACCCAUCUCAAGAACAAGAUACCGGUGUUCCUAACAUACCCAUUUCAAACAAUACAGGCUCGCUCCCUGAUCUUACAGUUCUCCAUUUCCCAUCACCCCUAGCAACGCCAUUAGACGUAGACUCAGAUCAACAACAACAACAGCAACAUUAUGGUAACCAUGGGAACAGUCCAACGAGCCUGUCCCCCACCAGUCCUCAGUAUAAUAACAUGUCACCCCCAGGACAGAUUCAACAUAAUUCCCAGCAGAGUCCUGGACCGCGGCGACGCCCUGCUCAAGGCGUUCCUAGUCCACUCGUACUGAAUAAUGGAAAUCAUAUGAACAUGCCUCUUUCUCCUCCCGACGGCAACCUUGACCCCAGUCAGUUACCAAUGGAGCCGCGUAUUCGUCAGCAAUAUAUGUUACAUCACAUGUACCAACGUCAUCGGAGUCCUGGUUCUCAAACCACACAUCCCCGUCAUCACACUCCACAUCGCAUUUUACAUAAUCAUCAUCGAACUACGUCACAUGGCAUCACGCGGACAUCACCCACUAAAUCUACCACGCCACCAAUCGUGCCCAGAGUUCAAAUUACAGGCUGCGAUCAGCAGGACCAAUCACAGCCAUCAAUGACUCAAUAUAGAAACAGCGUAGACGGAGGUUGUCAGUCUCCUACAUCACCUCUGUCACAACCUUCGUAUUCACCUGCUCAAUCUCCUGGUCUGCCCCCCGUCUCCUCUAACAACGGUUCACCCUUCGCGGAGGCUUACUACGUUCAACAGCAACAACAGACUACAGCUCUACAACAUCAGUUUGAACAUUUUACUAUGUCACAUGAUUUACCUAAUUCCACAAUGGUAUCGCUAUCAUCAUCGUUGCCCAAUUCAAUGGUUUCCCCAAUAACUAAUAAUACUUCCCAGUCAUAUACUCAAGCCUGUUCUCAGAAUCUUACAGGCAGCAAUUCAGAUUUUCAUCAACGUUACUUCCAGCAAUUAGAAAAUAGUUUACAAUCACAAAACAUAUCAUCUCAUUUGUCACAGAACAAUCCGAUUCCUGACAUAGUGCUCACUGGUGCUGACGAUAUAUUGGGUCGUCCGCAUCAUGAUUUUGCCAAAGAAAUCGGAAACGCCAUAAUUGGUAUGACAGACGGAUUCGAUACAGACUUUUUCUCGGCAGAUGAGGCGUUUAAAGCUGGAUUAGAUCCCUUGGAUUUGGAUGGAUUACAAAUGUUGACUGAUCCCAGCAUGGUUACCGACCCAGCAACAGAGGAUUCCUUUAAAUUAGAUCGUUUAUAG